Messenger RNA from Lampris incognitus (smalleye Pacific opah), 1003 nucleotides. It is a transcript of the gene prdx2, whose product is annotated as peroxiredoxin 2. Gene Ontology annotation, molecular function: thioredoxin peroxidase activity. The transcript has 6 exons. The coding region runs from base 119 to 712 and encodes 197 amino acids. Gene Ontology annotation, biological process: cellular response to stress; cell redox homeostasis; removal of superoxide radicals. Lineage: Eukaryota; Metazoa; Chordata; Actinopteri; Lampriformes; Lampridae. Gene Ontology annotation, cellular component: cytosol. The record is from RefSeq and is a predicted model, not a curated record.
CACGCCUACUCCUAUAACAGCCGCAUAUCCGUUCCUUCUGACUCCUGCUACAGCUCAGCUCCCGUGUUGCGGCUUGUCCGUGGUUAAAAUCUCAAGCAACUGAGCCAACACCAACACUAUGUCAUCAGGAAACGCCAAGAUUGGCAAGCCUGCCCCAGCCUUCAAAGCCACAGCUGUAGUUGAUGGACAGUUCAAGGACAUCCAAUUGUCAGACUACAAAGGGAAGUAUGUCAUCUUUUUCUUCUAUCCUUUGGACUUCACCUUUGUCUGCCCCACCGAAAUUGUGGCUUUCAGCGACAGAGCAGCGGAGUUCCGCAAGAUUGGUUGUGAGGUCAUUGCAGCCUCCACAGACUCACACUUUUGCCACCUGGCCUGGAUUAACACACCAAGGAAAGAUGGAGGUCUGGGUCCCAUGAACAUCCCCCUAGUGGCAGACCUCAACCAGUCGAUCUCCAGAGACUAUGGCGUACUGAAAGAGGAGGAUGGCAUCGCAUACAGGGGUCUGUUUGUGAUUGACGACAAGGGCAUCCUGAGGCAGAUCACAAUCAAUGAUUUGCCUGUAGGUCGCUCAGUGGAUGAGACCCUGCGUCUGGUGCAGGCCUUCCAGCACACUGACAAAUUCGGAGAGGUGUGCCCCGCUGGCUGGAAACCAGGGAGUGAUACUAUUAUUCCUGAUGUCCAGAAGAGCAAAGAGUUCUUCUCAAAGCAGUGAACGUGGCGGUCCUGCAGUUGACAUGCUAGCUGUAGUACUUGCCUUCAAAUGACAAGUUUCCCUAUUCAGGAGUCUCUUCUUGGCGUCCAAUCCCAACCUAGAAAAAAUAUGAGGGCUGUUGAAUACAAAACCCUUUAACAUGACUCAAAUCCUAUGUUUGUAUGACAAGGUACAAGUGGAGUCCUGAGCACUGAAAGUAUUGAUUUUUUUUUUUCAUCAAAAUUGUGACUAUUUUUUACUUUGCAUUCAUGUACCCUUGCAACGUUUCAUUAAAGUGGCGAGGAACAAUGA